Molecule: messenger RNA, 2842 nt
Organism: Anarrhichthys ocellatus (wolf-eel)
Lineage: Eukaryota; Metazoa; Chordata; Actinopteri; Perciformes; Anarhichadidae
Product: amyloid-beta A4 protein-like
Exons: 8
Biological process (GO): central nervous system development; axonogenesis
Cellular component (GO): cell surface; plasma membrane; membrane raft
Molecular function (GO): signaling receptor activator activity; signaling receptor binding
Source: RefSeq, a predicted model, not a curated record
AGUGUAUUUAGAAUAUAUACAGCACACCAUAUAUGUUUUGAUGACGUCAUUAACACAAUACAACGCUGCCGCCUCCAGGCUCGCCAGGUGUUGAGCCUGCUGAAGAAGUACGUCCGUGCAGAGCAGAAGGACAGGCAGCACACGCUGAAACACUACGAACACGUCCGCACAGUUGAUCCCAAGAAGGCUGCACAGAUCCGACCUCAGGUGUUGACCCACCUACGUGUGAUCGACGAGAGGAUGAAUCAGUCCGUCGAUCUGCUCUACAAAGUGCCGAGCGUGGCGAACGAGAUCCAAAACCAAGUCUCUGUUAUAAUGCAGAGAGUUCAGUCAGAGCUGUCUCAGCAAGUCUCUUCACUGCAGAGCGAUGGGCGGGUGGACGGCAGGGUGAGUUACGGUAACGACGCUCUGAUGCCCGAUCAGGCCUACAGCUCUGCUCCUCUGGACCCUAGUCUGGACAGACUGGGUUUCAUCCACCCCGAGAGCUUCAACCAGCCCAACACAGAGAACCACGUUGAGCCUGUUGAUGCUCGUCCACUUCCAGACAGAGGACUCCCCACACGUCCUGUAUCUGCGCUGAAGCCAGAGGAGAUGCCAGAAGUGCGGAUGGAGACUGAAGAGCGGCAAAGUGCUGGUUAUGAAGUUUACCAUCAAAAACUGGUGUUUUUCGCUGAGGAUGUGGGGUCCAAUAAAGGGGCCAUUAUUGGACUGAUGGUUGGUGGGGUUGUCAUUGCAACCAUCAUUGUCAUUACUUUGGUGAUGCUGAGGAAGAAGCAAUAUACGUCUAUUCAUCACGGUGUAAUUGAGGUGGAUGCAGCAGUGACGCCAGAGGAGCGUCAUCUGGCCAAGAUGCAGCAGAACGGCUACGAGAAUCCCACCUACAAAUUCUUCGAGCAGAUGCAGAACUGAAGAACCGCUCAUCAACACUUUCUCCAGACGCAUCCCCACACUCUCUCUCUCUCUCUCUCUCGUAGGGUCUGUUCCAUUCUGCUCCCUUUUGCCCUCAGCCCCUGCACCCUCACUCCUCCUUUUAAGGCAAAGGAAAGGUGUGAAGAGCACUGCGAAGGCAGAUUUUUAUCCUUUUUGGAUCAGUUAUUUGUCUCAGUCUGGGGUUUGUGCCAAAGGUAAAUGAAACGGAACAAAGCCUUCUUGAUCCCUGAUCCCUGAUCCCUCGAUUGUAAAGAGCCACACUUGAGCUUAUAUUUACCCACAAUUGAUAUGACAAGGGUACCAUGUUUCACCUGCACAUGUCAGCCAAUCUCAACAAAAACUUCAUAAUAUUUGUACUCAAAGGCCCAGUUGAUGAUUUAUAUGAAGUCCCGCAGCUGAGAGCAGAAACAUGUAAUUCACAGCCCCCCCCCAACCACACACACACACUCCAAUGACAGCUGUGGCUUGUUUGAUGACAUAACAGCUAUUAAAGCUGGCGAUGGGCGUAGGGGCUCUCAGAGAGCCUCUCCGCACAAUUAGAGCCCAACUGUUUCAGGUUUGUUUUACAAAAAAGGAGGAAAAUACGCAGAAAAAUUAUACUUAAUCAAAACAUGUAAAAGUUAAAAAAAAAAAAAAUAUUGAAUGUUUUUGUUUUCUGAUUUAUUUGUAUGUGUAAUAUAUUAAGACAGAGAUUAGCUGUAAGUAUAUGUAGUGCAUGGCAAUAUUGAUGACGGAAAUUGUACGUUGAGGUCCGAUGAAGCAUUCCUCUUACUAGAUAUUUUAGCAAGAUUGUACAUUUCUAGUGUCUUCUUUGUGAUCUUGUGAUAUGAAGAAGAGAAGUAUUCAGAACCCGGUCUGCUUUGUUGUCACACAGACUUGCUUUAACUGGAUCCUGGCUUGUUGCUCUCAUCCCCAUGCUUCACUGUUGUGUUAGCUGCAUGGGCCAAAUGCUCUAUAUGUAAUAUAUGAAGUGUAAUAGUAUCCGAAAGGAAGACUAUUUUGUUACUGUUUGCGUUCUAUGCACUCUUUUCAUUUUGGAAGUCUGUUCACCAAAUAUUAUCGCUGUUAAGUCCCUGAUGCCGACUCACGCUGUCUCUGCACAUUUGGGUUUUUAUGACUGAGGAGGUCAAACUUUAGAAAGGUUUUCUGAGUGUGCAUCAUUCCAGAUUCAUCAUUCCUCUCGAUUGUAAAUAUUUGAAAGACGGGAGAUCCAGCUCUCAAUGGCAAACUUUCAUUAGGAAAAUCCGCCCGUCUUUUCAUCUUGUUCAUGUCUUCUUCGGUCUUUCUGUCUAAGCCCCCAUUUGUCCUCCCUUUCUGGCUGUGUCAGCAAUAGUGUACAGUGCAGUGUUUGCUUAAAAUGACAGGGACUUGUUGGGUCUACAGAAAUAACUAACUUGUUCUCCUCUUCACACACAUUCCUUCAUCAAAUCUCGCAUACACAUUCUAUUUUUCUACAUUUCCCGCGUAUACAUGUAGAUUCUCUGUUCGUCUUGUAUGUAUUAUUUAAGACUCUUAAAAAUCCUCAAGAGGUGAAGAAUUACCAUCGACACCGGGACAACUUGCAUAAGAGACAUUUCCUUCUCCCUUAAUUAAGUUAUCGCCACCUCCAGUAAACAUGAAUGUGACAUGCAUAUUGUACUUUUAUACCACAGAAACACAAAACAUAUCUCCUCUCUGCACAUUAUAGCCACACGUGUACAGACACUAACUGAAGCUCCUAAUCAGGUGAAUGUUUAAACUUUGUAUCGAUGCUCACUCUGGGUCUUUGGAUGCUCGUGUUUAAAAAAAUAAAUUGUGCCCCCCCCCGCAUUGAUUCAGUGACCUCCCUUGGUGUGUAGUUGAAAUAACCAUUUGCUUAGAGUGAGACAAAGCUUUCUACACUCAGUAUACCAUGAAUAAAAUUUUGAAUGUA